Molecule: messenger RNA, 1783 nt
Organism: Apodemus sylvaticus (European woodmouse)
Lineage: Eukaryota; Metazoa; Chordata; Mammalia; Rodentia; Muridae
Gene: Strap
Product: serine/threonine kinase receptor associated protein
Exons: 10
Coding region: 249-1301 (350 amino acids)
Biological process (GO): spliceosomal snRNP assembly
Cellular component (GO): SMN complex
Molecular function (GO): RNA binding; protein binding
Source: RefSeq, a predicted model, not a curated record
GGUGCGACGUCACUUCCUGCCGCUACCGGUGGAGACCGUGAGUGGCGGCGGGCCGGCUCUCCGGCGCUUCCCUCCCCUUCUCCCUCCCUCCCUGUCCCUCCCUAGGCGGCCGCGCGUCGCGGGGACUCCCUACCGGGCCUCGGCGUGAGUGCGGGGGGCCUUAAGCAGCCUGAGGCGCCGCGGCCGAGAAGGAGGACGACCGCGACCCUCGGUCCCCGCUCCGCGUCACCGCACUCGCCGCCGCCGCCAUGGCCAUGAGGCAGACGCCGCUCACUUGUUCGGGCCACACGCGGCCCGUGGUGGAUUUGGCCUUCAGCGGGAUCACGCCUUACGGCUACUUUCUGAUCAGCGCUUGCAAAGAUGGCAAACCCAUGCUCCGCCAGGGAGAUACAGGAGACUGGAUUGGAACAUUUUUGGGUCACAAAGGUGCUGUUUGGGGUGCAACAUUGAAUAAGGAUGCCACCAAAGCUGCUACAGCAGCUGCAGACUUCACAGCCAAAGUGUGGGAUGCUGUCUCAGGAGAUGAAUUGAUGACCCUGGCUCAUAAGCACAUUGUCAAGACUGUGGAUUUCACACAGGAUAGCAAUUACCUGCUAACUGGGGGACAGGAUAAACUGCUGCGUAUAUAUGACUUGAACAAACCUGAAGCAGAACCUAAGGAAAUUAGUGGUCACACUUCUGGUAUUAAAAAGGCUCUGUGGUGCAGUGAAGAUAAACAGAUCCUUUCAGCUGAUGAUAAAACUGUUCGGCUCUGGGAUCAUGCCACAAUGACAGAAGUGAAAUCUCUAAAUUUUAAUAUGUCUGUUAGCAGCAUGGAAUAUAUUCCUGAGGGAGAAAUCUUGGUUAUUACUUACGGACGAUCUAUUGCUUUUCACAGUGCAGUAAGUCUGGAGCCAAUUAAAUCUUUUGAAGCUCCUGCGACCAUCAAUUCCGCAUCUCUUCAUCCGGAGAAGGAAUUUCUUGUUGCAGGUGGAGAAGACUUUAAGCUGUAUAAGUAUGAUUAUAAUAGUGGAGAAGAGCUAGAAUCCUACAAAGGUCACUUUGGUCCCAUUCACUGUGUGAGAUUCAGUCCUGAUGGUGAACUCUAUGCCAGUGGUUCUGAAGAUGGGACAUUGAGAUUGUGGCAAACUGUGGUAGGAAAGACCUAUGGCCUGUGGAAAUGUGUGCUUCCUGAGGAAGACAGUGGGGAACUGGCAAAGCCAAAGAUUGGGUUUCCAGAAACAGCAGAAGAAGAGCUGGAAGAAAUUGCUUCAGAGAAUUCAGAUUCUAUCUAUUCGUCAACUCCUGAAGUUAAGGCCUGAACAUCAAGCGUGUGCUGCAGAAACCAUACAGUUCAUGGACUCAACAAGCAGAGACAAGCAUCCGCCUUCAGAGUUACUCUGCCUGUGGCAAAGAGGGCAGACAAUGUCGGGGCAUAUGCAUUAGCUCCAGUGCACGAACAGCUACUCAGUGUUGCCUGUGAGUGAAAAUAGCUGCGUGUAUAAGGCAGGAGGAUUAUGUUCACACAGUGCCAUAGCCUGCUGUCUGGAAUGAAAAGCCAACUUACAGUUUCCAUUUUACACCUAAAUUUCUUGUAGCUGUUUAUGUUAUGGAGAAGAAAAAUAUAUUGGCCUAUUUUUCUGACUUUUCCCUUAAAGAAGAAUGCCUUUUUUUCUCUUUGCUUAGUUAUGAAGAAGAGGAAAUACAUGAUAAAAUAACUGGUCUGGUCUCUUUCAUUGUACACUGACUGCUUCAGAACAGCUAAUAUUUUUUAGUUAUCUAAAUAAAAUGCCUCUAAAAUAAA